UCCACCAAGACAAUGCAAGCUCGCACACAAAAAACAAGGCAGUAUUUAACGGAAGAAAACGUGGAAUUAUUGGACCAUUCUUCAUAUAGUCCCUAUCUAGUCCUAACGAUUUCUUUACUUUCCCGAAAAUUAAAAACAGACUGCGUGGUCAAAGUUUCCAGUCACCAGAAGAAGCAGUUGACGCAUUCAAAAAUGCCGUUUUGGAUCUGCCAGCAAACGAGUGGAAUAACUGCUUUGAAAAUUGGAUCGAGCGCAUGCAUACCGUGUUGUUUUAUUUCCAUAUGCAAAACUUAAAAGACAUCCCUCGUAAUAAACUCAUAACAUUUUUUUGAAUUUACAUAACCCUAUUACAUAUUUAGACCAUAAUAAUUAUGAUCCACGAAGCAAAUCCAACAUUGUAGUGCGAAAACAAAA
Molecule: messenger RNA, 414 nt
Organism: Acanthoscelides obtectus
Lineage: Eukaryota; Metazoa; Arthropoda; Insecta; Coleoptera; Chrysomelidae
Source: the annotation of a GenBank genome assembly